ACCCUGUCUGAGAAGCAGCUCAACGGCUUGUGACGGGACUUGUACAGUAUAUGCUCAUUGCUCACGCUCGCUCAGAGAGAGAGAGAGAGAGAGAGAGAUGGCGCAUGUGCAGGCAUCUCAAUUUCUUCUUCAGCUACGGGCUCCUCCGCCAAUACCCAGUCUCCACUCUCCGGUUGGUUGAUUUAGAAUUAUCCGCAAUUCUCCUGCCCAUGCAGGGUGAUGCUGGGGAAACAAAGCCUGAAAUGCUCUAGUGACCAAUCUUUUACAAGUAAACUGGCGACUGGAAGUAUAAUGACUGGGAUUGCUGCUUCGCUGAUGUUUCUCCUCCCCACUGAUCAGGUUUAUGCACAUGAUUUCUCGCAUCACCACAAUGUAUGCCAGCUUGCAAGUGCUGCAGAGACUGCGAUGACAUUGCCAUUUGAUAAGGGGUCUGGUGAAGAAAGCCAGAAGUUUAUGGUCAUGCGAGGUAUGACAGCUGAUAAUUUUGACCCUAUCAGAUAUUCAGGAAGAUGGUUUGAGGUGGCAUCUCUCAAACGAGGAUUUGCCGGACAAGGCCAAGAAGACUGCCACUGCACUCAAGGAGUAUACACAUUUGACAUGGCGGCACCAUCAAUCCGGGUCGACACCUUUUGUGUACACGGAGGACCUGAUGGAUACAUAACCGGCAUAAGGGGAAACGUCCAAUGCAUUCCGGAGGAAGAAUUGGAGCAAAAGCAAACUGAUUUAGAAAAGCAAGAAAUGAUCAAAGAGAAGUGUUAUCUCCGUUUUCCUACGCUGCCAUUCAUCCCGAAGGAGCCAUACGAUGUCAUAGCUACUGAUUAUAAGACUUUCUCUCUUGUCUCUGGUGCGAAAGACCGAAGCUUCAUCCAGAUCUAUUCCAGGACACCCAACCCUGGACCUGAAUUCAUCGAGAAGUACAAGAGUUACUUAGCAAACUUCGGUUAUGAUCCGAAUAAGAUCAAGGAUACACCACAAGACUGUGAAGUCAUGUCAGAUAGCCGGCUCGCCGCAAUGAUGUCGAUGUCUGGGAUGCAACAAGCUUUGACCAACCAGUUUCCAGAGUUAGAGCUACAGUCCCCUAUCCAACUCAACCCUUUCACGAGCAUAUUCGAUACUUUGAAGAAGCUUAUCCAACUCUAUUUCAAGUAGGCGUGCCUUUAAUACACCGCGCCCGGAUUUCCCUCGUGGAAGAUGUUCAUAUGAUAGUCAUCCGGAUUUUUUUGAUAUAUCUGAAGCAAUUCCGGCAUAUAUCGUCCGAUUGAAUGCAAAAA
Messenger RNA from Syzygium oleosum, 1271 nucleotides. RefSeq names its product chloroplastic lipocalin. The record is from RefSeq and is a predicted model, not a curated record. NCBI's taxonomy places the organism in Eukaryota, Viridiplantae, Streptophyta, Magnoliopsida, Myrtales, Myrtaceae. The transcript is spliced from 5 exons. Gene Ontology annotation, molecular function: small molecule binding. The coding region runs from base 220 to 1149 and encodes 309 amino acids.